Myodes glareolus (Bank vole) is the source of this 6262-nucleotide messenger RNA. It is a transcript of the gene Slc9a7, whose product is annotated as solute carrier family 9 member A7. Gene Ontology annotation, biological process: proton transmembrane transport; regulation of intracellular pH; potassium ion transmembrane transport. Gene Ontology annotation, molecular function: sodium:proton antiporter activity; potassium:proton antiporter activity. Gene Ontology annotation, cellular component: plasma membrane; recycling endosome. The record is from RefSeq and is a predicted model, not a curated record. Lineage: Eukaryota; Metazoa; Chordata; Mammalia; Rodentia; Cricetidae.
GGGGGGCGGCGCUUGGGGAUCCUGCGCACUGCGAGCGCCCCUCCCCCGCAGCUUGGCGCAGCCCAGGCCUGGCGCUAGCAGCAGGAGGAGGAGCUGCGGUUGUAGCCACGGGCUAGGUCGGCACCGCGGGAAGCUGCCGACGACUAAGCGGGCUGUUGCUGGUCCCCGCGUGAAAGAGGCGCGGGCAGCCCCGGAGUCAUGGAGCCUAGUGACGCGGCGCACCCCGGUCCAGGGAGGGCUGUUUGGGCGCUGGCGCCGCGGCUGCUGCUGCUGCCACUGUUGCCAGUGCUGCUGGGUCGGGGGCUGCGGCUCGGGGCCGCGGCCUCCUCCUCUGGGGCGGCGGCCGAGGACAGCAGCGCCAUGGAGGAGCUCGCCACCGAGAAGGAGGCGGAGGAAAGCCACCGGCAGGACAGCGUGAGCCUGCUCACCUUCAUCCUGCUGCUCACCCUCACCAUCCUCACCAUCUGGCUCUUCAAGCACCGCCGGGUGCGCUUCUUGCACGAGACCGGGCUGGCCAUGAUCUAUGGGCUCAUUGUUGGAGUGAUCCUGAGGUAUGGUACCCCUGCUACCAGCGGACAUGACAAGUCACUCAGCUGUACUCGGGAAGAUAGAGCCUUUAGCACCUUAUUAGUGAAUGUCAGUGGGAAGUUCUUUGAAUACACUUUGAAAGGAGAAAUCAGCCCUGGCAAGAUCAAUAAUGUGGAGCAGAAUGACAUGCUGCGGAAGGUAACAUUUGAUCCAGAGGUAUUUUUCAACAUUCUGCUGCCUCCAAUUAUUUUUCAUGCUGGAUACAGUUUAAAGAAGAGACACUUUUUCAGAAAUCUUGGAUCAAUUCUGGCCUACGCCUUCUUUGGGACAGCGGUUUCCUGCUUCAUUAUUGGAAAUCUUAUGUAUGGGGUGGUGAAACUCAUGAAGAUUGUGGGCCAGCUCUCUGAUAAAUUUUACUACACGGAUUGUCUCUUUUUUGGAGCAAUUAUCUCUGCCACUGACCCAGUGACUGUGUUGGCAAUCUUUAAUGAACUGCAUGCAGAUGUGGAUCUUUAUGCUCUUCUGUUUGGAGAGAGUGUCCUGAAUGAUGCUGUUGCCAUUGUACUGUCCUCGUCUAUUGUUGCCUAUCAGCCAGCAGGACUAAAUACCCACACUUUUGACGCUGCUGCCUUUUUUAAGUCAGUUGGCAUUUUUCUAGGUAUAUUUAGUGGCUCUUUUACAAUGGGAGCUGUAACUGGUGUUGUGACUGCUUUAGUGACCAAGUUUACUAAGCUGCACUGCUUCCCCCUGCUGGAGACGGCGCUCUUUUUCCUGAUGUCCUGGAGCACAUUUCUUUUGGCUGAAGCCUGUGGAUUUACAGGUGUUGUAGCUGUCCUUUUCUGUGGGAUUACACAAGCUCAUUAUACAUACAACAAUCUGUCAGUAGAAUCAAGAAGUCGAAGCAAGCAGCUUUUUGAGGUGUUACACUUUCUGGCGGAAAACUUCAUUUUCUCCUAUAUGGGCCUGGCACUGUUCACCUUCCAGAAGCAUGUUUUCAGCCCCAUUUUCAUCAUUGGUGCUUUUGUUUCCAUCUUCCUGGGCAGAGCUGCGCAUAUCUACCCUCUCUCCUUCUUCCUCAACCUGGGCAGAAGGCACAAGAUUGGCUGGAAUUUUCAACACAUGAUGAUGUUUUCAGGCCUGAGGGGAGCAAUGGCAUUUGCACUUGCCAUCCGUGACACGGCAUCCUAUGCUCGCCAGAUGAUGUUCACAACCACGCUGCUCAUUGUCUUCUUCACUGUAUGGGUCAUCGGUGGAGGCACCACACCAAUGUUGUCAUGGCUCAAUAUAAGAGUUGGUGUGGAAGAGCUCUCUGAAGAGGACCAGAAUGAACACCGCUGGCAGUACUUCAGAGUUGGUGUUGACCCAGAUCAAGAUCCACCACCUAACAAUGACAGCUUUCAAGUCUUACAAGGGGAUGGCCUGGAUUCUGUUGGAGGAAGCCGAACAAAGCAGGAGAGUGCAUGGAUAUUCAGACUGUGGUACGGCUUUGAUCACAAUUACCUGAAGCCCAUUCUUACUCACAGUGGUCCCCCGCUAACUACCACUCUUCCAGCCUGGUGUGGCUUGCUAGCUCGAUGUCUGACCAGUCCCCAAGUGUAUGAUAACCAAGAGCCGCUGAGAGAAGAUGACUCUGAUUUCAUCCUGACGGAGGGUGACCUCACUUUGACCUAUGGAGACAGCACUGUGACAGCAAAUGGCUCCUCGAGCUCCUACACUGCCUCCACAAGUCUCGAGGGCGGUCGGAGAACAAAAAGCAGCUCGGAGGAAGUGUUUGAACAAGACCUGGGAAUGGGAGAUCACAAGGUUUCCAGUCGGGGUACCCCCCUUGUGUUUCCACUACAGGAAAAUGCAUGACUUCACCCUAAGUCCUGAAGGAUCAGGGAGGCUCUCAUGAGGAUGAGGAUGGCCAAAUGUUCCAGUGUGUUUGAGGUGUGACAUUGACUGGGUUAAACUAAUGCUUCUAUUUCAUUGGGCCCUGAAACUAUCAUCACUUAAAACUUAACCCAAAACUCGGAUGCUGGAGCUAAAACGUCUCUAAAUUAAGACAAAUGCAGACCUAGUCCCACUUUUUCACAUAGUAGUACACUAUUUCAGAGUUCAACAAAGUAAUAGCAUGCUUUAAUUGUUUCUCACUUCACUUCCUGCAGCAUCUGACAAUGGUGGGGCAGAUGUGUGGCAGAUACAGGGCUGUAUUGCCAGUCUAGCUGGCUUUAAGGAACAUUAAGUUGGGAGGACAAGUUAGACAAAAGACAGUGAAGAAAGGAAAAUGAAAUCAGACUCAGUGGUGCUAGAUGCUGGUGUUACACCAGACAGUAGAGCCCCUGGCUCUGAAGACUUACACAGCUGCAUCCUCCUGUCAGAGUCCUAGCUGUUCCAUCUAUGUUGCUCCUAGACUGAAGAUUAGGAAGCAUGUCCAUAGGCUGGGGCAUUAGCUCAAUGGCAGAAUGCUAGAGUGCUUGCCUACAAUGCAGAAGACCCUGGGUUCCAUCCCCAGCACUGCAAAAAGUGUGUGAGUGGUGGGGAGUUUCCGAGAGCAUUUCAGUAUGGGGGAAAGAACUCUAGUUCCUUCUCUGGAAAUCUCUAUAAAAGAGUUACUGAAAUGUUUAAAACUAAAGACAAAUCAUGUUCUGUUUUCUUAAUUAAUAUGAGGACAGGAGGUGUUGAGAACCUGCUGACUAUAUCACUGCAAUACUCAGUUGACUUUGGAGGCUACCAUGUGAGCCCACUGCCUGGACGGUCACUGCUAGACUGAGGUGUAGCUACCACAGGGUUUGAGAUAACAUGGAUACUGCUAUUAUCUAGAGAAGAGAAGGCAGGAAGAAACGCAAGAGGCCGCAGACUGUGGUUAGAGGAAAGAUUUCAUUGUGAAUAAUAACCUACAAAGAAAAGAUAGAAAUCUUUAUUAUUAUUUUACAUAAAUUUCAUUUUGAAACAUCCAAAAGAGGUAAUUCCAAAAUCACACUCAAUGGAAUAUAGAACUUGCUUUGUUAUAAAUUAUGUAAAUGUAUAUGUUCAAGUAAAGGCUGAGUUUCCAAUGCCACCUAUCUUUAGGACAAAAACUUCAAUAUUUUUAAUAAUUCCUUUCCCAUUGGUACUAUUUUCAAUACCUAGAAGAUGAAAAUCAUUCUGAUGCUUUUAUUUUGAUCUAAACUUUUGUUGCUAAAAUUAAAUAUCCAAAACCCUUUAAAUGAUUUAACAUUUCUGCUCUUCCAGGGAAGAAAGGGAAGUCCAGAAAAAAAAUCAGACUUCUUAAAACUAUUAAAUGACUGGCAUUCUGAUCUCUGACCACACGUUUUUUUGUAUAGUCUGAUAACUCCAGGAAUCAAAGCUGACUCAUCUCUUUGUAUGUGAGCGGUGGUAUUGGUCAAGGAACAUCCCUGUAGCAACCUUCUCAUAGUCUAGGUCUUAUUGCCAUGCUCCAUUCUGAUUUUUGAACCUUUUCUUCUAGCCAAUCUGAUUUGGUUUACUUUCUUCAGGAAUUAUCUUUGGUAUACUUAGCUAUGUUCAGAUAAAGAGGAUUAUGUCUGCCUAAAGUCUGAAGUAGAAGGUGAGGAGGGCUAGGCUUUAGGCAGAUCCACCAGGCAAACUGGAGAACUUCUGGACAGACUAUGAGGCUUACCUUGCUGUGGCUAAUGACCAUGCCCCAAGAUUGUCCAAAUCAGACCUUCUCCAUUCUAGUGGUCAAAGGUAGUCCUAUUUUUAAAAUGUUGCUUUAACCAACUGGCUCUGUCUUCAUGGGAUUCAUUUUCCUCCAAUCCCAGAUGAAAACUGCCUUCUGGAAAGCUUCUUCAUCUAAAACUUAUUUUCCUGGUGGUGAAGCAGUACCAGCAUCACAUACUGUAGUGAGUAGCUGCUGGAAAUGGUCUUUUCAUCAGUUGUUUACAUUGCUGAAUCUGUAACUCCAGCAUCUUGAGUUUUUGAAAGUUCACAGUCUUGUCAUGAUGCUAUAUCUUCAUCAUUCAGAUCUUCUCAGUGUAUCUUGUAUAACUCGGUUAUCAAGUUUUCAAUGUGAUUUCAAUAUUCUCUACUGCUUUUUUGUAUUAUUUUAAGCUGUUCUUGAGGUUUUACAGGGGAGGUCCCACAUGUUGGCCCUGGUCAGCUCUCCAGUGUGAUCUCCUCUGUCUGAGGUAACAGUUUCUGUAUCAUCUGCCAUUUUUUUUGUGUUUCCUUUGGGGGGUGGGAUUCAGCAUUUUUCAUUAGAAUUUCUUCAUGAUGAUCAAUUUAUAAUCAUUCGAGCAGUUUCCUUUUUGUUCCUGGAUUCUGUUUUGCCCACUCUCUGGCAGCCUAUGUAUGCAGAAUUUAUAAUAGCUGUGGUUGGUUUUCCUGUUUAUAACAAGUUGAUUGUUUCAUGCUCUUGUUCUUUUCGUGUCGUGGUUGUACUGAGUAGCUUAGCCUGCAACAUUAGUUUGAAAAUUCUAUACCUCAUCUUUCUCAUUUUUUUUAGGAGAUUCUAAUUCUUGCAUAAUAAACCCCUCUCUCCUAAAGUCUAGACUUCUCUCCUGGGAGAUUCUAGUUGCUCCCUGAGUUGCUUAGCAGGCCUGCAGAGGCCCAUAGCACUUUCCAGUUUCAGAUUAUGUGUUUUCCCAUUUUUCUAAGCUGCAAGGUUCCUCCUGUGAAGUACAAGCAGCUUACCCGGAGUUUAAAACAAACUAUACUUAAUUAUCUGUCUUUUUAUUCUUAGAUUUUUCAUAUAAUAAAUGAAACUAAAAGUAGUCAACUCUUGAUCAACACAUAGAAUAUUUUAGUCAAUAUUCUCUUCUGUGCAUACUUAGUAAGAAAGGCAUUUGCUAUUGAGAAUAUGUUUGAUUGAGGUAUUUUUAUUUCUGAGGUAUAUUGAGAGAUAUUUUUUGCUUUCUGCCAUCAUACCUGGAAUUAUUCCAUUCAUCUAGUUUCCAGAGUCAGGGUACCCAAGGAGUCCAUUACAGAAGUGAAAAUCUUAGAGCACCUGCUUGUCAUACAGACAUCUCCACCAAGGCCCCAGAGCUGCAGAGUCAAUACCGCCUUCUUUAGCAGUCCUAUAGGCAGCACAGACACCAAAGGAAAUAGGAAGGAGCUGCCUGCUCUUACUGCACUGUAGACUCCUGCUCUACUCAGUGAGGCCAGUUGUGCUCCAUAGAAGUCUUAAAACUUAGAACUUCCGACAUUGAACUGAUGCAUGCUGCAAUAUUAGUGGCUACAUGAGGAAUCAGAAGCAAAGCAAUGGAACAUAAUCCAGUAGAAAAUGCUGUCUUCUAUAAGUUUAGGAAUUCAUGUGUCUCUUGAGUACUAUGCAAAGAGAUGUCAUUUUUUUUUUGGUGGAGAGGCUACUGCACCCGCUUAAUAUGGACAUAGUUUGAAAUAUGGCAUUUCAGUUUAAAUUUUUUCCGAAUGAGCUAUCCUAAUUUACCUACUCUUAAAGUAGGUAAAAUACUGAAAGAAAUCCUAGAGUUUCUUUCCAUGUCUUACAGUGCUAGCAGUUUGGGGAACUCAAUUUCUAAAAGAUGUUUUUAUAAUGUGGUGGCUUUUCUCCCCACUUCAUACAAAAUAAUGCUCACAAGCACUAGGACAUCAACCUUAUUAUUAACCUUAUUAACAUCCUAGUCUUAGCAUAAUCCUGUUGUGUUCCUCUUAAAGGGUCUUAUAAUCUUCAUUAUUUUGAAAAGUAGCCCUGAUCUUUACUUGCAAAAUGUGGAGACUAACCCUGACUUCCCAACAGUUCUCAAAGAUGAAGCUACCUGGGUUGGAGAGAUGGCUC